Messenger RNA from Rhododendron vialii, 833 nucleotides. RefSeq names its product succinate dehydrogenase assembly factor 2, mitochondrial-like. The record is from RefSeq and is a predicted model, not a curated record. NCBI's taxonomy places the organism in Eukaryota, Viridiplantae, Streptophyta, Magnoliopsida, Ericales, Ericaceae. Gene Ontology annotation, cellular component: mitochondrion. Gene Ontology annotation, biological process: mitochondrial electron transport, succinate to ubiquinone; protein-FAD linkage; mitochondrial respiratory chain complex II assembly. The transcript has 5 exons. Bases 16 to 540 code for a protein of 174 amino acids.
AUCGGUUCAUCGACAAUGGCGAAUUUCAGAAGGGCUCUGUUCAGCUUCCAUCGAUUCCUCAAUUCCACAUCUACACCCGCUCGGAUCACCCCUAUCAUCAGGCCUUGCGUUGGUCCAUUUUCGCGUUUUUGUUCUUCUAAUCAGUCGCUGGAUAUUGAUCUCUCCAACGAAGAAAACAAAAGGCGGUUAUUUAACAGGCUGUUAUAUAGAAGCAAGCAAAGAGGGUUUCUUGAGCUGGACUUGGUUUUGGGGAAAUGGGUUGAGGAGCAUAUCCACUCUUUGGAUGAAAAUGGAAUUAAGUCCCUUGUUAGUGUACUUGACCAGGAAAACCCGGAUUUGUGGAAGUGGCUUUCUGACCAGGAGAAACCGCCUGAGGCAAUGAACAUCAAUCCUGUUUUUUGUGCUGUACGUGAAAAAGUUGUGAACAACCUUAACAAUUACGCGGCUCCGGAGACACGGGCAACACCUGAACAACAAUGGGUGAGAGGAUGGGAUGAUUUCAAGAAAGGACAAGAUGGCCCUGUAUCUGGGAAUCAGUAGCUUGCCGUCCCUCAAAACUAUUUUGUAUAGUGGUUUGUUUUCUUUUGCAGCUAAUAAUGAAUGUUGUUACUUGUGAUGGAUAUAGUACCUUAUUUAGGAUUGGUGAUCCUAAUGUAAUAAAAAACUGGCCAAGGUGAAAGCCAAGAGAAGUGAGAAGCAAGAACCUUGUUCCCACUUCCAGGCCUGUGCGCUGUUCUUAACAAUUCCCAUAGAGAGUUUUCCUUCUUGAUGUAGUUGUGCUUCAGAUGCUUGAUCAUAGCAGUGAAAAAUCUGAUUCCAUGUUUUCGUUUCAA